GGCACGCUGUGAGAUUUACUGCAGGGAGAACAGAGGCUGUCUGACAGCUCCUUACUGAACUGGACCAAUAACAGCUGAAAAAAUGGUUGAUGCUUUCUGUGCUACAUGGAAACUGGUCGACAGCCAGAACUUUGAUGACUACAUGAAGGCACUUGGUGUCGGUUUUGCCACAAGACAAGUGGGCAAUGUCACCAAACCAACAGUAGCGAUCAGCCAGGAUGGAGACAAAGUGGUGGUGAAAACCCUGAGCACCUUCAGGAACACCGAGAUCUCCUCCAAACUGGGAGAGGAGUUUGACGAGACCACGCCUGAUGACCGGCAUGUUAAAUCUACCUUCUCCAUGGAGGGAGACAAAUUUGUGCAAGUGCAGAAGUGGGAUGGCAAGGAGACCAAAUUUGUCAGAGAAAUCAAGGAUGGAAAGAUGGUGAUGACUUUGACUUUUGAGGGAGUCCAAGCAGUCCGCACAUAUGAGAAAGCCUAACUCUACCAUCCACUUGAAAGAGCAAAUAAUUCCUGCACUGCAAAAAAGGUGUUAACCUUUUUUUUAUUUUUAAAACAAAAAAAAAUGUUUUUACAGUAUGCAGUGAUUUGCACUUGAUUUGUUGCUGUAAUAUGAGAUAAAUAUUUUGUAAAAUCUUUUGUAAGAAAUUCAGACUGUGACUGACAUUCGGUGUAUCACGUGAAAAAGGGAAAAAUAAAGUGCUUUACUGAACUUU
Molecule: messenger RNA, 716 nt
Organism: Morone saxatilis (striped sea-bass)
Lineage: Eukaryota; Metazoa; Chordata; Actinopteri; Moronidae
Gene: fabp7a
Product: fatty acid binding protein 7, brain, a
Exons: 4
Coding region: 83-481 (132 amino acids)
Biological process (GO): fatty acid transport
Cellular component (GO): cytosol; nucleus
Molecular function (GO): fatty acid binding
Source: RefSeq, a predicted model, not a curated record